AUGAAGACAGCUUUUUCUGUAUUUCUAAUCGUUGCUUCGAUUUCAGCAACUUUUGGCGAAUUAAAUAAUGUUGAAAAGCAAAUCUGUGAACCAAAGAGCACCUUCAAAAACUACUGCAACGUAUGCUUGUGCUCUGACGACGGCCUAACCGCUGAGUGCAGUAAGGGACUCUGCUAUCCUCCUGAAAAAUGGAAUCCUGACGGAACUCUUGCACCGGUAGAUGAUACAGAGGAGUUCAAAAAAUUGAUAGCUCCAGGACAAAUUUGUAUACCAAGGACUAGGUUCAAUAUGUUUUGCAAUUACUGCGCUUGCAAUUUCUUCGGGACCGAUUACGUCUGUACAAGAGCCCUUUGUCCAGAAGGUAUGUAUACCAUGAACGGCACACUUUUGGUUGAUAUUGCCUAG
Messenger RNA from Trichogramma pretiosum, 405 nucleotides. Its product is annotated as pacifastin-like protease inhibitor cvp4. The transcript is spliced from 2 exons. NCBI's taxonomy places the organism in Eukaryota, Metazoa, Arthropoda, Insecta, Hymenoptera, Trichogrammatidae. Gene Ontology annotation, molecular function: peptidase inhibitor activity. Bases 1 to 405 code for a protein of 134 amino acids. The record is from RefSeq and is a predicted model, not a curated record.